CGACGACGACCGUGCCUGUCUUCGCGUGCGCUGUUGGCUCGUAGUGCUGUGCUCUGAGAUGUACUCGAGCCGCACCUGUGGCCGCUGCUGCCGCCUCCACCUCACACUGCGCGAUACGAGAACGCGACCUAUAACAUUCUGCGGUUCGUGUGCGCGGACUCUCUCUCGGUUUACGCAGUGAAUGGUGUAGUGCAGUUGUAGUGGGUAGUGUAGUUCUCGGGUUACAGCGAGCAUGCAUGGCCCCGCCGAAGAGAAGCGCUAGGCUUGGCGGGGUGAGUCACCCCCGGGUGAAGACUGUAACACAACUGCAACCCAGAUAUUGAGGCUUCUCCGUGGCUCGUCCCAGACAGCCCCCGCCUGAGGCUUCCGACACAUUUUCUCAUUCGCCAGCAACGAUGGAGAGCAGCAGCUCGGACGUGGUCGGCAAUGGGAGCCAUGCGGCUGCACCGUCGACAAGCUCCAUGCCCACUCCGCUCCAGAUCGCGCUCUGGAAUGGUAAUCCAAGGCAGAUCCGCGAGUGCCUGGAGGCCGGCGGACAGGACGCACUAGAGACGCGAGACCGUCGCGGCAAUCGAGCGCUGCACUUGGCGUUGAAGUUCGCCCACCGGAACGCCACAGCGAUCGUAAAAGCAGUGCUGGACGCUGGUGCUCGUGUUCGCUCUCGUGAUACGGAAGGCUGGAAGGCCAUUCACCACGCUGUGGUAGCGGAAAACGAGGAGAUUCUGCGCCUUCUCGUUCGCAGAGAGAAAGAGCAAGCACCGGCGCUGCUGCAGAAGAAGAUCGAUGACAUUUGCCCCCGGCUUGCUGAAGUGCCGGACUUUUACUGCGAGAUGCGCGUUGACGUCUCGACAUGGAUCCCUGGAGUCUCUCGCUGGCUGCCGUCGGACACAGUGAAGAUUUGGAAGGCGGCGCAGGACAUGCGCUUCGACGUCACUUUGGUGGGGUUCGAGAACGGCAAGUGGGACCGAGGAGACCUGUCCUUCCUGCUCCAAGGCUCCCAGGGCAAGUUCUUGUGCUUGGACAACGAGGCGAAGACCUGCACCGACCUGCUGAAGCUGGACACGGAGCUGUCGGAGGCGGAUCUGGAUCAAAUGGUGCACUUCCUGAUGACCACGUCGAUUGUUACGACGGACUUCGACGCGUCGAAAGUUGCCUUCGAGAAGAAGUUUGCGUGGUUUUCGUCCAGCCCCAUGCGGCAAGACAUUAGCUGCUGGAAAGACACCCGCGUAGUCGACAUGACCGGCGUCGAGGCCUCACUGCGCUAUCGUAAGCCUCACAACCCGAAGCACCCGCCUCCAAAAGCUUCGAGCGACCAGACUACUGCGUGUGAUGCGGUGUCGCUACUGACCGAAGUGGCCGCCGUUGGCGAUCACUACACGGAGGUAGUGGUCGACCCGAAGUCGAACCACGUCGUGUCUGUGGAGUUGAGGAAGGGCGAGGAGUUGACGUGGAAGUUCUCCACGGAGAAGCGCGACAUCAACUUUGGCGUUCGCUUUCUCGAAGAGAAUAAUGGCGAGCAAUGGGACGAAAUCGUUCCCCUGCAGCGCACCCAAGCACAGCUGAAAGAGCAGGCAGGAUCGUUCCGGACCACCUGCUCGGGGACACUUGUCUUCACAUGGGAUAACUCAUACUCGGUCAUCCGACCAAAGCUGCUGCGAUUUACUAUUAAUCCAGGAGGUGAGACGGACGGAGAUUCCACUGGAAAUGAGGACUGGGACGCGCAAACGCGGGUCAAAGAGGAGGAGAUGAUGUUUGAAGACUGGUUUGGUGUGUCGACCGAGAGUCUGCCGGCCUCGCUGCGUGCGAUGCGACCUCGUCGCUGCAUCAUGGUGCACACGCAGCCCUCCUGCCGCAAAAUCACCAAGUCGUUCCCUGCUACGGUGUACAUGUGCGACCAUUUCCCGCUCAGCUAUUCUAGGCUCGCAGAUUUUGACGUGGUGUCCGAGUUCCUCCCGGUUAUUGAGGUGCUCUCCAAAACCACGAGCGCCUUCGAGAGCAUGCAGGAGUUUUUCUCGGCGGCAUUGACGGACGGGUUCCCAGUGCAGUUCUGCUUCCCUUUGGUGCCGUCGGUGUCAGCGACCUUCCGAUUUGAUCGCAUGGAGCUGCAGACACCGGAGAGACACCUGUUCACUGUUCCCGCCACCUACACGAUGCAAGUUGAAGACAUGCUCUCGCCGCGCACGCACCAGGCGAUGCUGCAGCGCGUGACGGCCACCUAG
This is a messenger RNA of Phytophthora sojae, 2219 nucleotides long. RefSeq lists its product as hypothetical. Gene Ontology annotation, cellular component: cytoplasm. Gene Ontology annotation, molecular function: protein binding. The transcript is spliced from 9 exons. The record is from RefSeq and is a predicted model, not a curated record. The coding region runs from base 396 to 2219 and encodes 607 amino acids. NCBI's taxonomy places the organism in Eukaryota, Oomycota, Peronosporomycetes, Peronosporales, Peronosporaceae.